This is a messenger RNA of Oncorhynchus kisutch (coho salmon), 2913 nucleotides long. RefSeq names its product ring finger protein 212 (gene rnf212). The record is from RefSeq and is a predicted model, not a curated record. Gene Ontology annotation, cellular component: synaptonemal complex. Gene Ontology annotation, molecular function: SUMO transferase activity. NCBI's taxonomy places the organism in Eukaryota, Metazoa, Chordata, Actinopteri, Salmoniformes, Salmonidae. The transcript has 12 exons. The coding region runs from base 1717 to 2604 and encodes 295 amino acids. Gene Ontology annotation, biological process: protein sumoylation; reciprocal meiotic recombination; homologous chromosome pairing at meiosis.
GGUGUCAGUUUCUCACACCAGAGUUGUCGCCUGCACACUAGCAACCAUAAGGCUCAUUACACUCAUUUAACUUUGUCACAUACUGUGUGUCAAAAUGAAUGUGAGGGGCAUUGGGAUGUAGGUUCUGUGUUACCUGGCACUGAUGGCUGUUAUGUACUUUGAUCUGGGUGAACAUUAGCAAAAGUGCCUCAUCAAGGAGAUUCAAGGUAACAUGAUGAUCACAGGUCAGUUUUAUGGGCAGGUGGAGAGGAGGACAUUGUUCUGCAUGGUUGACAGGUCCUUUUCGUCUGGAGUAUUGGGAAAAAUAACCCUAACUCCCCUCCUCUUGGCCUCACUAUCACUGUGAUCCAGACCACCAUGUCAUUUUUCUUCUAGAUAUUAAUUAAAAAAACAUGACAGAUUUGGAAAAUUCUAAGUCACAUCCCACGCAUCUGGCCCACAUUGUUGUGCAUGCAGUCCAACUCGAAUCUAAGGUUUUCCAUUUUCGCCGGUGACAGGCUUGUGUGUUCCUCCAUGCACUGAGUCUGCUGGACUGUGUUACUCCACAACCAUAUUUGAAUAUUGUUCUGAUAUUUCCAAUGCAGAGGAUUCAUUUUGAUGUUGACCCCAGUGCUGAGGCACAAAGACAAGGCCCAGACUAUGGAGUACAACCUGAAACCCCUAAGAGACCAGAUGCAAAACAUCACCACAAGGAAAUAAUCAAACACACUUUGUUAUGAAAAGGGUCAUUUUCCAAAAUUCUAGUUUCAGAAAAAAGCAGACUAUUAUUUUGAUCAGAACUAGGCCUAUAGUACAAUACAUGAAAACAACAAAUAUUGUGUUGCGCUACUAGGCCUGUCCUAUUAACGGUCUAGAAUGAACUAUUUACCAGCCCUUUUAUUCAUAUUCACAGGAACUAGAUGAGACUUUUUGCCAGCCAGAUCAGUGAAGAAACCAAUGGGAAAGUUUUGUGGUGGGCUGUUGUGUAGACUUCCAUUCAACUAUCAGUUGGAUUUUGGCAAAUCAAAAGACUGAAAGACUUCCUGAUUGCAAAGAAGUUGAUUUGAUAAAAACUUUAGAGCAGGAAUUAUGUCUGGCAGUACAAUGCAGUGGCCACUAGAGUCAAAUGCUAUUCCAAACUAGACUUGAAGAUCAGUGCUGAGGAGGCAUCUAUUUUACUGUACAUCCUUCUAGAGACAAUGUAUGAAUUAAUCAAAUGUGUUUGUUUAAUUUUACACAACUAUCCCAAUUUGUUUUCUCCAAUGAACACACCAAAAUGUAAAUAAUGACGUAGCCAGCCAAUCAGAAAGCGAUCUGACAUGCAAACAAACCGAAAAUCAGAAGGUAGCCAGGCUAGUUGAUUGCUACAGUUGCUAAAGCCAGACACGGAAGGGUUUGUGACAGUUUACUAACUAGUUCCAUAGAGAACAAAGGGCCAUCGUGUAAGUCAGAUGUGGACCUUUCUUCAGUAAAAUAUAAUUUACGUUUUAGUAGACACCUGUUCGGGGGCAGCUAAGUAAGAAAAGUUACUGUAGCUAGCGUUGACACGCAAGCUAACGUUAGCUAGCUAGUUCGUCUUUAUAGUCCAAAUUGGUAGCCAUUCAUCUAUUUUGGCUGAUCUCUGCGACUUAAAAGCAAGAAGAUAGACUGUCUGAAUUUAUAACUAUGUCUUAGUAAUAAAAAAAACAACAUAAAACUAUCUAACAUUGGCUAACGUUAAUCUCUUAGCUAUAGAAAAUGUCUUACUGGAUCUGCUGUAACUCCUGCUUCAACCUCCCUGGUCCUGACCGCAAACUAGCUGUUACUACCUGUGGUCAUGUCAUCUGCAACGUGUGUUUUCAGAAAGCCAAUCAAGGGGACUGCAUGAUAUGUAACGCAAAAUGUCAAGUUACUCCUCUCUCAGACAAAAGUAGUGCAGAAGUAAAGGCCCUCUUCUCUGACAUAAAUUCUGUAGCAACCAAACACUUAACAGAGAUAAGCAAGGUGUUACUAUUCCAGGCAAGGCACCAAAAGAGGUUGUUGGCACAUUCCCAGCAGAGGAAUGAAAAGUUAGAAGAAGUUUUACUCAAGAUGAAGCAAGAAAUGCAGCAAAUGUCCAAGAAAAUGACAGAGCAGGAUGCCUAUAUUGCCAAGCUGGAGAGCACUCGUCAGCAGCAAAGUGCAAAAGCAGCUUCUACUUCACAGCUGAACCGUAGUUCUCACAAUGCUCGUUCACAUCAAAUAAAAUCAGAUCAAAUGCAGAUACCAUUCAACUCACCCAUGUCCCUCUCUCGCUACUCGUCUACUACAAGUCUGGCAGAAAACAUGGAGGUGGAUAACAGAGGUCUGUUUAGGAAACCGGAGCUCUCUGGAAGUGUCCAGAGGUUGUCCUUGAUCAGCCCUCCACAGGACGGCCGGAUGGGUACCGUCCCCCAUCGAUCGACCAAUCAGAACACCCUAGUCAACCACUCAGCUCGCUCGGCCACUGUCAGCCGCCUGGCGGAGUUGCAGAUGACCCCUAACCUGCCGUAUCGUAGGAACACGGGGUGGGAGACGCCCGUGUUCAAGCCCCCGUCAGCCUACAGACACUCCUCCAUGUCUUCUCUGGUCAUGUCCUCUCUGGGGGUCACCUGCCCUCCCCCGUAACACUGCCAAGAGCCAGCCAUCACAAUGGCACAAGGAGACGUCUCUGAUCCACUUCUAUGCCCUCCACGAGUGACUUAGCUAGAGUAUCAAAUCACCUGGCAAUGGUUGAACUCUCCACCAUGGAGAGAUUAGCUGUGGAAUAGGAAGUGUUGUUCAGAAAUUGAGCCCCCUUCACGCAGGGUUAAGAAGAGUUUGGAAGCUGUGGUCUGUUGGUUGUGUGUGCAGUGUAGCGUGUAUAUUGUCAUUGUAAUGGAUUACAUACAGUAUUACUUGUCACAGUAACAAAUAAAAUUUAACAAACCAAUCAAA